This is a messenger RNA of Penicillium oxalicum, 1350 nucleotides long. Its product is annotated as metal-dependent hydrolase family protein. The transcript has a single exon. The record is from RefSeq and is a predicted model, not a curated record. Lineage: Eukaryota; Fungi; Ascomycota; Eurotiomycetes; Eurotiales; Aspergillaceae. Gene Ontology annotation, molecular function: hydrolase activity, acting on carbon-nitrogen (but not peptide) bonds. The coding region runs from base 1 to 1350 and encodes 449 amino acids.
AUGUCUUCCGUCCCUCCAGUGCCGGGCUCUAAUAUUAAGCCCUGGGCUCGACCGAAUGCUCAUAAAUACUGUUUCACCAACGCCAAUGUGAUCGAUGUGAAGUCUGGCAAACUCUUAAAAGAUGCCACAGUCAUCACUUGCGAUGGGAAAAUCCAAUCCGUGGCUCUUGCCUCCUCAGAUCCCAUCCCCGCCGACGCGAGGGAGAUUGAUUGCGGAGGACGCUUUCUCUGCCCCGGUCUCUUCGAUGCUCAUGUCCAUCUCUGUGCAGUGCCUGGCUUCCAAGAUCUCUCCAAAGCAUUUGGAAACCCCAAUGAUGUCCACCUGCUUCGACAACCAUACACAGCAGCACAGAUGCUGCAUCGGGGAUUCACGAGCAUCCGUGACUGUGGUGGUGCUCAGCUGGCCAUCAAGGAGGCCAUUGAGGAUGGGGUCUUUCCCGGCCCACGAAUUUUUAUAUCGGGCCACGCGUUGUCCCAGUUCGGGGGACAUGGUGACCUGCGUGGAUCUCACGACCACAUCCAGUGCUGCGGUGGAAUCCACCAUGGCAAUUCCCUAGGACGCCUUUGCAACGGGGUACCGGAUUGCAUGGCUGCCGUGCGAGAGGAGAUCCGGUGUGGUGCGGAUUUUAUCAAAAUCAUGGGAUCUGGAGGCGUAGCGUCUCCCACCGACAAGCUGGAGCAUCUUCAAUUCACUGCUGCCGAGAUCCAGGCGAUGGUGGAAUGUGCCAGCAAUGCCGGGACAUUUGUCACAGCUCAUGCAUACACCGUGAAAGCCAUCCGGCACUGUGUCGAGAACGGGGUGAAAGGCAUUGAACAUGGGAAUUUCCUGGAUUCCCCUACGGCUGCAUUGCUAGCCAAGAAUCAAGUCUAUCUCACACCCACCCUCAUCGCAUACGAUCAGAUGGCCUCGGACCAGUGGAAGGGGUACCUACCUGCAGAAUCACAGGCGAAAAACUCCCAAGUCUUGAAAUCGGGUCUUGAAGCGCUGAGAAUCGCCUCGGAUGCCGGCGUUAAGAUGUGCUACGGAUCAGAUCUACUUGGCCCUCUCGGUUCUGCUCAGACUCAGGAGUUCCGACUUCGCUCCCAGAUUCUGACUCCGCUUGAAGUGCUACAAAGUGCGACCGUCAACCCAGCGGAGAUGAUGGGCUGUGGGAACUCAAUUGGCCAGAUUAAAGAAGGCUUUCAAGCCGACAUGAUUGUUUUGAGUGAAAAUCCCCUCGAAGAUGUCACUGUGUUUGAUGACCCUGAGAGUUGUGUCCUUGGUGUGAUGAAAGAUGGCCGGAUCUACAAGAGUCGCUGGGAGGACCUUCCUGAAGACUGGGAGAUUCCAGUGCGAGUCAAGUACAAUUGA